AUGCGUCUCACAGCGGUGGUCUUAGUUCUGCUCGUGACAGGCAUCGCCAAAGGUUGGGAAUGCAGCGCAGGGUGCGAUACAGAAAAUGGGUUUUGUGAGAAGCCGGGGAAGUGCAGGUGCAAACCGGGGUGGCAGGGGGACAACUGUGACCGGUGCGUGCCCUUCCCCGGCUGCCUGCACGGCACAUGUGAGAAGGCGUGGCAGUGCGUGUGCCAGGAGGGCUGGGUGGGCAGCCUGUGUGACCAGGAUACUCGCCGGUGCUCGUCCAGGCCCUGUGCUAGUAACGCCACCUGCAUAGAGACGGGAGAGGGGGGAUACCUGUGCAUCUGUCCCCAUGGCUACGCCGGAGACGACUGCCACCUGAAGAGGGGACUCUGCCUGACCAACGGCUCUCCUUGUCAGAACGGAGGCACAUGUAUGGAUGCCGACGGCUCAGCGGUCCGCUCUUCCUGUUUGUGUCCCCCUGGAUUUUCCGGAGACUUCUGUGAGAUGGCCGUUGACAGCUGCCAGCCGAACCCCUGCCUCAACGGUGGCAACUGCACCAGCCACGGCCUGGCCUUCACGUGCUCCUGCCCACGCGGCUUCACCGGCUUCACCUGCAACGACACCAGCAGCCUGUCUGCCUGCGCCGGCCGGCCCUGCGCCAACGAGGGCGCCUGCGUCGGUCAGCCUGACGGAACCUUCCGGUGCGUUUGCCAGAAAUGGUUUACGGGUCCCACGUGCUCCCUGCAGCACAGACCGAAGGCCCGGUCCAAGCCGGUGGGCGCCAGGCCCGCCGACCACCGGGUGUUCGCCCUGACGCCGCAGCACUACUCCCUCCCCGCUCACGCCUUCCACAAGCUCCUCAGGCCCCCCGAGAGGGACCUGCUCAAGAUCACCCUGAAGGAAACGGUGCACUCGUCCGGCGUCCUGGUCACCCACGGUCAGCUGGUCUGCUUCGGCAUGCUGGCGCUGCUCACCUGCCUGGUCAUCCUGGGCACCACCGGCAUCGUGUUUUUUGGCCGCUGCGAGGCGUGGCUGGCCAACGCCAAGUACAGCCAGCUUGUUCGGCAGCAGAGGGAACACCUGCUGAGAGAAGCUGGCGGCACGAGCCAGGAAGAGCCGGAGCACUCGGUGAACAUCAUCCUGCCGGAGAAGAUCAGACUCACCAGCUUUGGGAGACACUACACCUCCAUCUGA
Messenger RNA from Stegastes partitus (bicolor damselfish), 1179 nucleotides. RefSeq names its product delta like non-canonical Notch ligand 1 (gene dlk1). Gene Ontology annotation, cellular component: protein-containing complex; plasma membrane. The transcript has 5 exons. Lineage: Eukaryota; Metazoa; Chordata; Actinopteri; Pomacentridae. The record is from RefSeq and is a predicted model, not a curated record. Gene Ontology annotation, biological process: establishment or maintenance of epithelial cell apical/basal polarity; heterophilic cell-cell adhesion. The coding region runs from base 1 to 1179 and encodes 392 amino acids. Gene Ontology annotation, molecular function: calcium ion binding.